Molecule: messenger RNA, 1434 nt
Organism: Suillus fuscotomentosus
Lineage: Eukaryota; Fungi; Basidiomycota; Agaricomycetes; Boletales; Suillaceae
Product: major facilitator superfamily domain-containing protein
Exons: 9
Coding region: 1-1434 (477 amino acids)
Biological process (GO): transmembrane transport
Cellular component (GO): membrane
Molecular function (GO): transmembrane transporter activity
Source: RefSeq, a predicted model, not a curated record
AUGACUACUCUCAGCCAUGCAAAAGUGGCCGAGUACACGCACAAUGACUUUUCCUCUGGCGUACCCAGCCAAGCCCGCAAUGAUCUCGAGAGAAGAUUGCUGAGGAAGCUCGAUUUACGUAUGUCUUUAAUCAUUGUUUUGUAUGCACUGAACUUUGUCGACAGAGCGAAUGCUAGUAGUGCACGAUUGGGAACUUUUGAGCAAGACCUGCACCUGCAGGGGAAUCAAUAUGCUACUAUCUUAUCCAUCCUUUAUGUGGGAUACAUUCUGAUGCAAGUGCCAGCGAAUAUGGUUAUGCACUGGCUAGAGAAACCAUCCAUACUCAUCCCAGGUAGUAUGGUGAUCUGGGGUCUAGUAUCAACAUUAACAGGUUUUUAUACGGGUAUUCUUCUGGCCCGUUUCUUUCUCGGCUUCGUCGAAGCCCCCUUUUAUCCUGGCGUUCUGUAUCUAAUAUCUGGAUGGUACAAGCGAGAUGAGCUCGCUGUAAGAACGACUCUCGUUACUUGCGGAUCCGUUCUCGCCUCUGGGUUCGGAUCCGUGUUUGCAUCAGGUAUACUUACAGGCAUGCAGGGAAAACUUGGACAAGCUGCGUGGAGGCAAGAAACAUGGUUAUUUUACAUCGAGGGCGGUACCACCAUUCUAGUCGCGAUUUGUGCCUUUUUCAUUCUUCCUGAUUUCCCACACAAUACCAAAUGGCUUACACCAGAGGAAAGAGCACUUGCUAUUUCUCGCCUUGCAGAAGAUGGCACUGACGAACUUGGGAAACGGACGACCAUGCAAGGACUGCGGGAUGCUGUGUGCGACUGGAAGGUGUGGUGGUUUUCGGUCGCACUCAUUAUCCAGUUUGUGGAGCUGUCAUUCGUCAUUUACUUCCCGACGAUUGUCGCGACUCUUGGAUAUGACACAACGAACACCUUGCUGCUCUGCGCUCCUCCGUGGGUAUUCUCCACGAUAGUUGCAUUUGUUAUCUCAAGGUACUCUGAUAAGACGCAAAAGCGUUACAUGUUCAUUGUUGCUUCAAGUGCACUCGCUGCCGUUGGUUUCAUCAUAUCCAUCUGCACAAUGAACACGGCUGCGCGCUAUACUUCGGUUUUCCUCAUGGCUCAAAUCUCUGCUGCAUAUAUGGUGAUCUGGGGAUGGAUCAACAAUGUAUUCGCCAGAGAACCUGCCAAGCGAGCUGUUGCAAUCGCUUUGAUCAAUGGACUGUCGCAGACCGGAAAUAUCAUCGGAGCAUUCGUCUGGCCGAUUAACUGGGGACCUACGUAUCGUUAUUCUUAUGCCAUCUGCCUCGCUGCACUUGGGGUGUCGACAACAAUGUUUGGUGUGAUGUACCUGUAUUUGAGGCGAGUGAAUGAACAGAUCGAGAGGGACGAGCGGAAUGCGAAGGAUAUAAACAAGCUUUUACACCCCGUUGGUUUUAGAUAUCUGGUGUAA